This is a messenger RNA of Amoebophrya sp. A25, 1090 nucleotides long. The record is from the annotation of a GenBank genome assembly. Lineage: Eukaryota; Dinophyceae; Syndiniales; Amoebophryaceae.
CGGAGCCAAAGAGGUAGUAGACAUCUCAGACGCGUAUGUUUCGUGCCGUGUGGGGAGCCAGCCGUUUUUGGGAACCAUCGUUCAUCGCUUGGCGAGUCAUGAGUGGGAGAGUGAACCGCGUGCAUUACUUGUUUCCUACAUCCGUGUCUUCGCUCGUUCGCCGUACAUGCCGAAGAUCGCACUAGCGAAUGUUCUCCCUCAUCUGCUGAGAUGGGUGAAGGCAGACCUCGCGGCAGGAAAUGGAGGAGAGGGACACCAUAAAUUUUACGACAGAAAAAUCAUGAGCACUUCACCACGCGUUAGUUAGCACCACGGGGAUUUAUUUCGUAAACGGAGUUUAUACUCUUUCACACUGAGAAGUUGAUUCAAUAUUUUUUUUCUCACUAGGUAGUUUGUUUUGAACGUCAGGUACUAGUAGUCAUUUUCCUUCUUCAUGGUGGGCUUCGAAGCGCAACAAGACAAUUAGAUGCUCCAGCAGCGGAAGAGUGGGAGAUCGUCGAGUCGCCAAUGCUGGCACAGAAACAAGAGGAGGAAUCGCAAGGGCUGGAACGAAACACAGCUUCUUCAUACGCUGAAACAGCAGCAUCCGAAACAGCAGUAGACAGAGAAAUUUUUGGCGACCAACGGAUUGAAUCACGUGGAGAAAGUGAAGACGAAGCUCUUGUGCGCGUGUUUGGAUCUAUGUUUUCGCCAAACGAUGUACUACAUAUCGCGGACGCCUUCGCUUUGUGGCCACGUGUAACGGAGAAAAAGCGGGACUCCUGUCAACUGAUCAAACUCUUUUGUGAAGAAUAUUUUCUGAAUGAUGUAGUUCAUGUUGUUGGCGGCCCCUCAAGAACCUCCGAUGUAGUUGUCCCGUCAACAGAGGUAACAUCAAAGUCGACAGGAGGAGCAACAUCUUCGCAAAUACCAGAUGCAGUUGCUUUUUCGUCUACAUCAAUGAGAGAUAUCAUGUCAUCUCAGUCGGGAAUGGAUUCUACAAUAAGAGAAGACUCAUCUCUAUCUUCUCGUGUGGGUGACGCGGAUUCUUCUACGAAGAAACAAGAGAACCUCCAAGUUUCCUUCAAGAGAUCCUUAUCGAGCACUAGAC